AAAAAAAAAUUUUAAAUUUUCAAAUCCAACUGAUUUUAAAGUGAUUAUAUUUUAGGAAAACGAUAUUGAAAAAAAAUCAAAAUGGGUUCGAAUCAUAUUUCGGAUAUACUAGUCUCGCAUGAAUAUAUGACUAUGGAACAACAACACCAAAUGCAUCAACAUCAAAUCAACCCUAACAUGAAUCCUGAGAAUCCAAGAUCACCUAUUGAUUUACAGGAGGGAUCAUCACGACCAGUACGACGAGCCAGCCAGAGGACUACACAGUUAAGCAAUAAUAAUUAUGAGAUGGAAAUGACAGAUUCAAGUUCACAGAGCGACGAUACAAGCGGCGGCGGCGGCAGCAGCAACGGUGGUAGUGCACGCCCAUCCAGCCGCGCUAGGAAUUCCUUAACGGGCACCACACAAAGCCGGCGCAGGAAAGGCGUUCUCAAUGCAAAGGAGCGUAAUCUGCGGCGAUUGGAGUCAAAUGAGCGCGAACGCAUGAGAAUGCACAGCUUAAAUGACGCUUUUCAGUCGUUGCGUGAAGUUAUUCCACAUGUGGAAAUGGAGCGUCGCCUAUCUAAAAUUGAGACUUUAACUCUAGCGAAAAACUACAUAAUAAAUUUAACGCAUAUAAUUCUCUCGAAACGCAAUGAAGAGUCGUCGUUGGAUUUGAAUGGUGUAAUAUUGAAUGGCGCCACUACCGAUCUAACCGGCAAUGGCGGUAUUGGCGGAGUUGGUGAUGUUGGACUCGGCGUUGGUGUUGGCGUUGGCAUUUUAAAUCUAAAUGCUGGCGGUGGCGGCAAUAGCUCUGGGCCUGGCCCUGGACCUGGGCCUGGGCCCUGUUAUGAUGACGUUCUAACAAAUGGCACAAAUUCGUACGAUUGCGCCUUGGCUGCGGCAGAUGUGGUGAAUCAGCAACCUCGUCUAACCACCGCCACCACAACCAUACAAAUACAGAAUCAAAGUCUCAGCCAUAUGCAGCCACAAUUGUCGCAACAUCUAAUGCAAGCGAAUCACAAUCAAUUGAUGUUACAACAACCGACAACAACUACAUUAUUACUCAACAAUGGUUUUGAUGCGAGUGAUAACAAUAAUAGUUAUGAUGAACCUUUUCGAGAAUUUAUAUAAAUUCGAAAAUUUACAAAUAUACACUCAAGUUCACUUCGAAGAAUGAUUACGACAAUUGCAGACUCAUUGGAUAGUUUGGACAGGAAAGAGUUUCUCAACCAUAAUUGAUUUGUAAACUUGUACAAAAGGUAGAAGCCAAAAAAAUUCACGAAAUUCAUAUUGAAUAAACUACAGUUCUUGUAUAAUUUUACCAAUUUCCAUAAUUAGAGUAUUCAAGUAACAGGAAUUUUGUUUUAGAAGAUAUUGAAAAGCAGUGCAUAUUUAAACUCAGAUAUUUCUAAAGUUUUAAGUUAAUAAGUACUAAAAAAGGUCGACAGUAUACAGAGUGCCAGCAAUUUGAAGAUUGAACCGUUUCUAAUGCUUUUUAUACUCUUGGACACAAUUGCAUUUUAAUUUUAUAAAAAUUCUAGUAUAAACGAAUUAUUGCAUAAAACAA
This is a messenger RNA of Bactrocera neohumeralis, 1546 nucleotides long. RefSeq names its product protein dimmed (gene dimm). The transcript has 4 exons. Bases 82 to 1110 code for a protein of 342 amino acids. Gene Ontology annotation, molecular function: protein dimerization activity. NCBI's taxonomy places the organism in Eukaryota, Metazoa, Arthropoda, Insecta, Diptera, Tephritidae. The record is from RefSeq and is a predicted model, not a curated record.